Taeniopygia guttata (zebra finch) is the source of this 4358-nucleotide messenger RNA. RefSeq names its product telomeric repeat binding factor 1 (gene TERF1). Gene Ontology annotation, molecular function: microtubule binding; double-stranded telomeric DNA binding; protein homodimerization activity. Gene Ontology annotation, cellular component: nucleus; chromosome, telomeric region; nuclear telomere cap complex. The record is from RefSeq and is a predicted model, not a curated record. NCBI's taxonomy places the organism in Eukaryota, Metazoa, Chordata, Aves, Passeriformes, Estrildidae. Gene Ontology annotation, biological process: negative regulation of telomeric D-loop disassembly; negative regulation of DNA replication; telomere maintenance via telomerase.
UAGCGCCCCGCAGCGCCCCGCGCCGCCACCACAGGGCAAACGACACCAAAACAAGCGGCGGGGACGACACACCGGCGGCCGCGCUGAUUGGUUGGGACUCGGUGAGCAGGGCGGGGUCGGGUGGAGCUGCUUUGCUGAUUGGAUGCAGAGCGUGGUGGGGCGGGGAGAUCGCGCUGAUUGGCUGCGGCGCGGCGAAGAUCGGGGCUGGCAGCCGUUGGCGCGGGGUUUGAAGAUGGCGACGGCGGCCCGAGGCGCGCUGGGAGUGGCGGACAGCAGCGAUAACUCCGUCAGCCGCUCCGAGAAUUCGGCCCCGCCGGACGCCGUGGAGGCCGUGGCCGCGGAGUGGAUGCUGGAGUUCGCCUGCUCCUCCCUGUGCCGCCACUUCGAGGAGCAGAGCGGGGCGGAGUUCUGGCGCUGGCGGGACGUUGCGCAGGCUCUUAUUAAUGGUUUCUCCCAAAUACCUCCACAUCAGAAAAAAACAGUAUAUCUCUGCCAGCUUUUGAUAAGAAUUGCACAAGGAAAAACUCUUGGAUUACAGUUUGAAAAUGAUCCAAGAAUUUCACCUUUGGAAUCUGCUCUGUCUUUCUGGACUUUACUCGAAAGGGAAGAAAUUAAACUGGAAAAACUUCAUGAAGAAAUUCGUCGCUUGAUUCAAAUUCAGAUUGUAGCAGUCUAUAUGGAAAACAGAUAUUUCAAGGAAGCUGCUGAAGUUCUUGAAAGGUUGUUCACAGACUCUGAAUCAGAUAAGCCUUUAAGGGUGAAGCUGGCAACCGUAAUUAAAACCAAGGAUCCAUAUGUUCCUCUUCUCCAAAGCUUCAGUUACAGUCUUUUGAUAAGUAAAAUCAAGUCUUACAUUGAACUUUUCAUGAAAGAAAAUGAAACUAACUUCUUAAGACAGGAAGCCACAAAACAUGUGGUUUCUAAAGGGUUGAGAGCAACAUUGCAAAACAGACCUGUGGAAGUCAAUGAAAAUGGCAAAAGUGAUUUGGAAACAAAACAAAGAUUGAUGAAAGAGAAACAGUGUAUCACAAGCCAGUCAUCUGUAAGCAUAAAAAAACCCAUAGCAAGGAAACGUUCAGGACAGAAGCCCAAAGAGAGCAGAGUUCUUCAGAGUCUUAACAACUUGCAAAAUGUGGGAAAAAAUGGAGUUCCUUUGGCAUGUAGCCGAAAAAAACAGCUAUGGACUCCCAAAGAAGACUUGGAGCUGAAAUCGGGAGUAAGGCAGUUUGGAGUGGGUAACUGGGCUAAAAUUUUAGCCCAUGGUAACUUCAACAACAGAACAAGUGUCAUGUUGAAAGACCGGUGGAGGACACUGAGCAAGACCAAACAAAGCUGAUUUGGACUGCAGGAACCAACUCUUCUUGACCUUUCCCUACAUGAGGACCUAUUCUAGCUUUUCAGAAUAACAUCUUAUUUUAGACUCAGAGUAUCCAGUACUGUUGCUGUCCUAAAACAUGAAACAGAAUAGUAAUAGGUAUAAAACAUUUGUGUAAGCUCACUUGCUCUGGUAAUGAGGACUUAAAUGUAGAGUCUGGCCUUUUUUGCUGUAUGCAGUAACAGAUCACCUAGAUUCUGAAAUGUGAAAGUGUUUGCAGUGAUUUAAGAGAUGUCUAUUAUGUAAAUUAGGGGUAUUAGAUCUUUAGUUUGAUGGGGGCUAAUAAAAAGUCAAGUGUUCUGUAUUUUUAAUGGGCUAUAUCUCUUCUUAGAUUGACCUUUUCAUAUUUUUACUUCCUGCCAUAAAGCCCAUUCUAAUUUGCUUUGCUUUACUUUGAAAUUUAGAUCAGACUUGUCAUCUCUGUAAGUUAUACUGAAAAGCAUGUAUGUAUUAGUAUUGUUAAUUUUAUGAGAUAAUGGUUUGUUGGGUUUUUUUCUGCAGUUAAAAAGGUGUAAAUUCAUAUAAUGUUGUAUUUGUAAGUAACAAAGGGACUGGUUAAUUUUUUACAUGGAAAGGAGCACUAUUAUACUAGCACUUAGCAUCUCUUGGUUAGCUUGUGCCACCUACCUUGUCUUGACAAGUGACUUCUUCCAGAGCAGCAGGAAAGGGAAAGCUCAAAAACACAUGGCCAAAGUGGGGCGCAAUAAUGAGUCUACUCUGUCAGUGACAGCAAAGAUACUCUUUAAUGGGGGUCACUAGCAAAGUCUCUGCUGGCCACUGUAACUCUCCUGCUCAUGGGAGACUGUAACAGAUGGAUGAUGGCACUAGCCUGUAUCUCUGGAUUCAGAUAAUUUGGAAGAGAUUUCCACAAUCUCAGAAAACUCACGCUUUCCGCUGUCAUACUGGUGUGAAUCAAGUGAAAUGCAAUUCAAAGUUUGUUUUACAACACAUUCUUACUGUAGACAGAACCUCAAGCAGAUCACCUUUCUUAUUCUUGCUAGGAGACUCUAUGGCUUCUUCCAGGAAGUCUUCAUGUUGCACGCAAAUGCUGCCUGUCUUAACAGGAAAUUUUCUCAACCUUCAUAGCAGUCUUGUCAGUUCUCAGUAAGUAAUUUUUUUACUCUUAGCCAAGGCCUUAGUCACAAAGUCUGGUCUAGGUUCAUCUGCCAGAAAAGUUACACUAUGUAUUACAAAGUUCUGAGGAGACUAAUUCCUUAACAAUGCUGACUAGGUAUAUGUCUUCAUGAAGGUGGCUGAACAUGAAAACUGCAGUGUAGAGGAAGAAUACUUACAUAGUUAAAGUGUAAAAAAUUGUCUAGAUGAUACUGGAGAGGAACAAAGUACCUAAACUGAAAUCAGUUUUAGCUUUCAAAAACUUAAUUUUUAUUCACCCUUGCUCUUAAAUGUUGACAGUAACUAUUGUCAGACUUGAAAAUAUUUGGCUGGCUCACUACUGAGUAGGAGCAGUGCCUGUAGACAGGGCUUUGGCCAGUAAAGAUGGAAAGCAACUUUUGUGGUUAGAAACAUUAGCAUUUUAAUUACAAAAGAGAAACAGGGUAACAUGCUUCUAGUGUUCUAAUACAGAGAUUCAGACUUUGCAUUUUGUAUUAAGGCGGAGAGAAUUUCCUGAAAUGAUUCUGCCAAAGUCCUGACUCCUUUAAAAUUUGUUAAGGCUCCAGAAAAUGCAGCAGAAAUAUAUAGGUUUCUUGGCAUUGGUGUUAAUUUUCUUAGUCUUUUUGUUGCAAUUUUAAAGGUCUUUUAAACUUUUAUGUAAAAAUAAAACUAUGCACCAGGGGACAGGAACAGUGUUCCAGUUGCCGGAUCUUCUUCCAGGUUCCUUGGCACUGAGAGUUGCCAAUUGCUUCCCAGUGUAAGAUUUUAUCUCUGAAAUGAGACAAUAAAUAUGAAAUUAGAAGAGUAAAAGCUAUGUAUUUAGUAUUACUGGAUUGUGUUGUAUAAAAUGUCAGAAGAUUGGAUUUGUUUAAUCAUAUAAGACUUUAUUAAACACAUCCAGCUCUUAAAAUUCUUUCUGGAGCAGACAUUAUAUUCCUAAGUGGAAUAUCCAGCAUGGUGCGUUGAGUAGCUAGUUGUACAGGUAUAAGUAGUAUGCAUAUUAAUAAAUGUAUGGAUCAUAUAAAAAUCAGUUCUGAAUAAUAAAUAUCUACUUGCACAAUUAAUUUUCUAAAAAACAGGUAUAUAUGCUUGAGGGGAGUACCAAUCCACCACGGUUAAAUCUGCAAUCAGAUUUUGGACAAUGGCAGGAAAUACCCUUUUUAAGUAAAAGUGCCCAUAGCUGUAAAAAGUCCUCUUCCACUACACAAAUUCCAUCACCUUAACAAUAGUGAAUAAAGCAUUAAGCUCUUAUAUUGAAAUGACUUCCCAAUUUUAUCUAGGUUUUAAAAGCAAUUUCUGUGUGAAGUGGAAGGAUAAAACCUUCUGUGCUCUACAAACUGUUUAAGCUGUUCCAGUUUUUAGGUACAAUAAAUGCAGCUUUUAGUGAGAUUUUGAGAAGUAUGAACUCCUGUGCUGCAUUUUGGUUUACCCGUGUGCGUUGUGGCCGUCGCCGGAGCAGCGCUGCGUGGCCGUGCUCAUGGCCGGGGGCUGGCAGGCGACGCACACGGUGUGUCCCUCGCGCAGGUACUGCAUCCAGCGCGCGUACGGCCGCGUCUCCAAAGCACACUGCUGGGAAAGGGAUUCCGUCCUGAACUCCACACAGUAUCUGCUCAGAGGGAAAAGAACCAAAUUAUGAGAGAUAAAGCACGAGCUAAGUAGGCACUUUGAAUGGACUUGCAUAUUGUAAGCGUGCUGUUUGUGAAAUGGAAGUUAGACAUCAUCAUUGCUAACAAAUCUUUCUGACCCUAACCCAAUCAGUGGAUUCUUAAAAACGUUAUGUAAACUAUUUCUCAUACUAUACCCCAGUCCAGUAUUUUAUGUACAAUCUCACUUUCUGGUAGUGUUCUGUAUUAAAUCAUUUUGAAAACCA